Molecule: messenger RNA, 5691 nt
Organism: Anthonomus grandis grandis
Lineage: Eukaryota; Metazoa; Arthropoda; Insecta; Coleoptera; Curculionidae
Exons: 12
Coding region: 1480-5592 (1370 amino acids)
Source: RefSeq, a predicted model, not a curated record
AUAAUAUCAUCGUGUGUUCCCGGCUUUUUGUGACGAGUGAAUCGGUUAUAUCGGCAAUACCGGGGGAUACUGAUAACUACCUACUUAUAUAUAUAUAAGUAAUGUUUAUGUUUAAUAAUUGUAGUCUCUAAUGAUUUUUAUGUUUCUUGCUAAAUGAUUUGCGACGAGUAAAAACAUUAUGUACAAAAUGGAUACAAGUAAGACUCAAACUCUUGGAACCUUUUUAGAAGUACCGCAAAUCAAAGUAAAAGAAGAACUAGAGGACAAUAUGAUUGUAAUUAAAGAUGACGAGCCACCAAAAAAUUUUGAGAGCAGUAAAUUUGAAAAUGUUACAGCAUCUUCUUUAAAUACCUCUACUGGCAAAGAGGUGAAAGUUAUUUGGCAUCAGAAAAAAUAUACACAUCUUGAAGUUGGUCCAGAAUAUGUUAAUAACAUUGUUAUUUAUGGAAAAAAAUAUCAAGAGCAUUAUAUAGCUUGUUACCAAGGCCUGGAGUACAUCCGAAGGUAUAAUCAGAAAAAUGAACGGUGGCUUUGUAAUAAAUCGUUCGAUUGUCCCGCAUUGCUUUUUUUGGGAGCAGAAAAAGGAACAAAUAAAAUUUUCAUGAUUAUAGUCCUUACUACAUUUGGAACAGAUAUCCUUGCGCUCCCUACCGUCCCUACUUAUGUGGCCGUAUCCACAGCAACGGUAGCACUUAAUAACAAAGUAGCAGUCCCCGAACCAUAGGGGGGACUUCGAUAACCAAGUCAUAUAUGUUAUUAGAGUUCUUUAGCUUGGUAAUAAACCGGAUUUCAGAGUACGUCGACCAUUUACAAGAGCGUUUGCAAAUUGUUCACGAACAAACACGGGAUGACAUAAAGGCAAAUUCUACUGGUUUUAAUCCCGGGGAAAAAGUCUGGUUAUACAAUCCACGGAGGACGAAGGGCAAGUCACCAAAGCUCCAAAAGGAUUAGGAAGGUCCAUUCAAUGUGGUCACCAGAAUCAACGACGUCGUGUACUGUAUUCAGCGACAUCCGACAACGAAGAUGAAAAUUGUAAACAUCGUCCGGUUAUCGCCCUAUCGUGACUCAGGUGGUUCCAUGUUUGACCCUGGAGGUGUUGAUUGAUUGGGACGAUCAAACUUGAGAGGGGAGCAGUAUUAUGAAAAUGUAAAUAAUCACAUAUGCGGACUGGAAUCAAACAAUUUCCCAGAAAUUGAUUAUCCCCAUAAAUCAGAGAAAAUCGUCAAUGUAGUAUAUCACUCCAAUAUAGCAAAAACAAUAUUAAACAAUAGAGGAUUCCAAAAAUUUGCAAAAGGAAUAUUAAUACUAGACGAUAUUGUGGAACCUACAAAGGCAUAUUUCAAUACAUGCACUUUCAUCAGGGGAGAUCCUUAUCAACGAUUACAAAAUGAAAACCUAUCAAAUUUUUAUACGUUUCAUUGUGCUAAAAGAAGAUGCUAUGUAGACCUUUACAUCAGCAAAGAAGGAAGUCAUACGAAAAUGACUAUAGAAAUAGACAAGCACGACUGUUUAAGGGACCAACGCUUUAAGUCAUGUACAUCAGAUAUAUCGUGUCCACCAGACUAUAGUGCUGUUACUUCACUAAAGUUUCGGAAUAGACAAGACUUAGCAUUAUAUGAAAAACUGGAGUAUUUUGUAAAAAAGCGAGGAAAGAGCUUAGGCCCAUCUGAACAAAAUAAGGAAUGGCCUUAUAUAUACAUCCAUCAUUCACAUAAGUCCUUGAUUUAUAAGAAUCACAUUUAUAAUCUUAUUUCUAAUUCUUUGUCAUCUGAUAAAGGAUAUAUUUGCCACUACAACAGAGCACCAAAAUGCAGUGCUCUCCUCAAAGUAACGACUGAUAUGCAAUUUGUCUUAUUGGUUUAUGGUCAUACCUGCCCCUAUAAAAGACCAGACUCUCUCAAUCAGUCGAGUCUAUCUUAUACCAUCUGUCAGAUCGAACCUGAUCCAAAUUUUAAACGAGAAAUAAAGGCACUUUGUGAACCAAUUAAUCAUAUGAUAGAGCCCGGUGAUAUCAUCUUUCAAGAAGAAUAUGCCACACUAAAGAAAUUGAGUUACCAUCCAGUUCGAUAUACAUUGGAUCUUAACGCCUCAUUAAAGGAAAUUAAUGAGUAUUACGACAAAGCUGAGCUUCUUGAACAAAAGUAUAUGUCUCCCCAUGUUUUGGUUUGUACCGAUCUGAGUAAUAAUAGGCGACUGGAAUUAUAUAAACGCCACGCAUAUGUUGUUGACUAUACGGCUCCAAUAACUGAGCUACGUAUUUGUAAAGACAGCGUUAUUUGUUCUGCUGCACUGUCUUGGAGGAGUAAUUCAUCAAUGAUAGCAAUAAUCGGGAAACAUACUUGCAUGAAAAAAAAGUCUCAAAAUCAGAUAUUUUCUCCGCCGUUAGGUUCGUCCACUUCCAAAAAAGAUAAACUUGAAAGUAAAAAAAUUCCAAAGUCAAUCGAGAAAAGGGGAUCCGACAGGCAAAACUCUACAACGCCCGUAGAAGCUAAGAAAAACGUUGUAAAAUACAACAUAAACAAAGAAAUUUUAAAAAUAAAUUUAUUUAACAAAAAACAACAAAUUAACCAGUUCCAAGAUGAGUUAUCAGCCGAAAUCACUAAAUCUAGAUCAAACUCAACACAGAAAAAUUAUAAAAAGAAAUUUUCAGACAAAAAUCAAAAAUGUAACGAGUUGCAAGACAAAAUGUUUUCUAACACAAGUGUGUUAUCUCAGGCAAAUAAAUCAGUAGCUCAUGAAACCAACGGACUAGAAAAUCCUACGCUUGACAGAAUAGACUUAGUUGAGAAAAUAGUUCAGGACGUAGGUGGUUUUCCAACUGUGCUUACAGAAUCUAGCAAGCCCUCUGUUUUCAGUUAUAAUGGAUACAAAUACCAUUUAGGACAAAGCUCUAGUGAAUUAUUCCAAUGCUUCAGAUCAAAUAGCUGUACAGGAAAUCUGCGACUUUUUACUGAAAAUGGAAAUGAAAAAGUUAUAGAGGGUAUUCACACUUGUGAUACUUUUAAGUAUAGGGAUGUCAAUAUUACGAUUUCAUCCUGCAAAGACUUUAAUCAGGUGCCUGGUUUUAACCCAACUGAUCCACUAUUCAUUACGAUGCUUGUAAAUGUGGGCAAUAGUCAUAAUAUUCUGUACUAUAGAGGCUUUACCUAUAUAGAUGACAGGAGUCUUAGUUGCGAACGAGGAGAAUUUUCAGUGACAUUAAAGAGCUGUAACAUGAUUUAUAUGUGUGCGAAAUCUAAUGUAUGUUCUGCUGGCUUAAGUAUAAAUUUGCGGGAAAGUGAAGCAAUGGAGAUUGGAGUACACACAUGUACCAUAAGCAACAACCUUACAGAAAAAAGUAAACUUUUUAGAGAGUUUCACAAAGUCACUUGUCAAAGAGUAAAUUCAUUAAGUGAAGAUGAAAAAUUUCCUCUGCUAGGUGAAGAGCAGUUGGUAUUACUAUUCUAUGAACAUAAUAACCAAAAAACGAACAAAGCAAACGAGAAUAACUAUACUUUUUUGUACAAAGGUCAUACAUAUAGGCACUCUAUUUCCGGAUGCUCUUUUUCUCAUGAUGCAGGAUGCAAAACAUUAUAUUUAUGUGAUUUAACAAACUGUACAGCUGCGCUGCUAAUUGACUCAAGGACUGUAAAGUCAGUUCUCGAAGUAGGGCUGCAUAGUUGUAAAAAAGAUAAUUUAGAAGAGGAAAGGAAGAAAAUUAUGUUGCGAAAUGAUAUAGAAAUCUCAAUAAAUCAAAUGCUUCAACGGUUAGCUAUCUUUACAGGUCAAAAGAGUAUAGAAAUGAUGGAGAUUCAAAUUUAUUGUAUUAAUACGCUGAGGUGGCUUGAUAGUAAUCCAAACAUUCUUAGGGAAAAAUUGGAAGAAAUAUGGGUGCGGUUAAAUACGUCGUUUAAUGCGUUUCAUUUGUCAACACCGACUUUUCUUAAAAUGAUCAAAACUACACCGGUUAAUGUUACACCCAUAGCAUUUGUCAAUAAUUCUGAAACUUCGACAGUUGUACAAACGAAAAUAAACAAUGAACUCAUCUUUCCAAAAUAUUGUCCAAGCAAUGCCCAGACUGACAUUAUUAAUAGAAUUUCUGGGUCAUCACAUAUCGUCCCAGCAUCUGCAAAUGGUAUAUUGGCAGAUAAUAGCAUUUUGCCUGAAACGCUAACUAAAACAAUUAAGCGAAAGUUUGACCAAACCAUGAAAGCUUCUCAUAAUCAGCCACGACAAAAAAAAUCCAAUUGUGGAGAAGCCGAACUAAAAGAAAAUACUCAUAAAAUUAAAAUAGAUGAAACUUCUCAAAUAUUCCAACAACCUAUAUGUAUAGAACCGGCUAGCGAUGACUCGAAUGUGGUAAAAGAACAUAAGUAUGUUGUAAUAUCUACGUAUAAUGGAUUUCUUAAAGCGAUUUUAUUCAGAGAUAAAAUAUAUGUUGCCAAAGAUGCGUCUAAAAAUGGUUCUAAAUGGAUUUGUCGAUUUAACGGAUGUAAUGCAAUUAUUUGUAUAACUGAAGAUGACCAAGUUUACUGUAAAUCAGAAAAGCACAUAUGCCAAGAAUGUAAUCUAGUCGAAGUCGAAGUCCUUGAACAUUUUCAAAAGGCCAUUGGUGGAACAUCCGAAAUACUAUGGGAUCCUAAUUUAGUCCCAGUGUUUGAUAAAAAUAAACAACUAUAUGUAAUUUACCAGGGAUUUGUGUACGGUAGUUGUGUUACAAAUAAUAUGACUGAGUCGACCAUUUGGACAUGCAUUGAUUCUUAUUGUGCAUCUAUAAUGAUAUUAAAAGACGGCAAACCUAUAACUGAUUCGAAACAACAUAACUGCAUGCAAAACUUCGAACUAUCUGACACUUGCCAGGUAUUUGAAGGUAGCAACAAAUUUUUUAUGUUGGGCCAUUUUAUUUACACACCUCGAUUAAAGAAUUGUUUAUCUAACGUUAUUACUGAAAACCAAGAUUACCUAGAAUGUAUUUAUUAUAAAACCCUAGGCUGCCCAGGUAAUGCCAUAAUUACACCUUUUAAUUAUAAACCAGAUUCGCUAAAACAACAUACUUGCAAAUUAUUAAAAAGUAAAAAUUGUGAAGUUGAAACAAGGCUUGAAAGUAUAAUUAUUAAGCAAGAACAAACUGAUGUUUUUAUUGAAGAAGGUAGGGUAGAUCUAGGAGAAAAAAAUCGAGUUUCAAAUAAUGAUGGGCUUAGCAAUUUAGUAAUUUCUGAUGUAUUUUCUUUAAGUGAUUGUAAAGAAACUAUUAAUACAUGCCAAGGUAAUAAAGACUUGUUUUGCUCUGAAGAAACAUUAUCCUCUGAUGAAACAAGUAAACAAACAUUAAGCAUUACUAAUGAAGGCUUGCAACCUAUUUACGAGCUGGAAUUGUCAGAAAAUGUUUUGGAUAGUGACAAACAAAUAAUGGAAUUUUCGGUACUAUCUGAAUUAAUAGAUAAUUUUCCAAAUCUACCCAUAAUUAAAUCACCGCAAGAAAAUAUCAGUAAUAUAGGUAGUAGUGUAACGAUUCAAACGAAUACAUCGGCAGUCACAACAAGCGAAUUGCCUGAUGCAAUUGAUGAUUUUGAGGAUGCAAUUCCUGUGACUUACCUAAUUUCUAAAGAAUAAUAAAAUGUUAAAUAAAAAAACACGAUUACAAAAAGUUUAAUAUAUUCAAUAUGUAUUUGAUUUUGUAUAAGUUUGUACAUUAAAUUGUGUGUCAUUAGA